CUAAGGACCAGGUCCGCUUGGAACCAUGUCCGCCAAAAACAACAAUGUCGACCUGAUCUCCACCCCCUCUUCAGGCUACGAAACGAGCCAAGCCCUCGCGCGCUCCCUCGUGAAAAGAUGUCACGAUCUUCUCGGAGAACUAGACGCAUUCCGCGCCCUUCUCGAGCAAACCCAGCGCAACCCCCAAUUAGUCGAGGUCCGAUCCCUGCGGUCUAAUGUGUUCUCGGAACUAAGGACGCUCGAGAAAGUAUCGGAGCAGAUUCAGGCUCUUGCUGCGGAUGCGGAUGCGGAUACGGAUAGUUCGCCUGAUGUGGAGGUCGAGCCGCGGCUGACGCAUGCGUUGCGGUCGUCGAAUUUGCCGUUUUAUGAGACGGUUUGGGAUGUUGCGAAGGGGAGUUGUAGUGGGUUGGUUGCGUUUGGGAAGAGGUUUUACUGGGAUGGGGAAGGGGUGGCCGUGGAGGGAGCCUCUGGAGAGAAGAAAUCGAAUAAGGAUAAGCGGAAGAGUGUUUUUGUGGACAUAGUGGCGGAUGAUGGGCAGGAAUGGGUGAAGGUUUCUACGAUCUCGGUGACGAGAUUGUUGUUUGAAAUGGCCAAGAAAGGCUGGGAAGCUGAUUCGGCGUCCGAAUCGGAAGAAGAAAGGACUGUUUUACGGAACUUUGAUGAUGAUAAUGAUUCUGAUGACGAUGAUGAGAUUGAGUUGGUGAAGUUGGCGAGUGAUAUGAGGAAAGCUGCAAGUUGCACGAGGGUGAGGUAUAAACAUCCUCGUCUAAGACUAGUGAUACCCAAGAUUGAAGCAGGCGAAAGCCAUGAGAUUGAUGACUUAUUGAAGGUACUACAAAGCUAUGAUGUUACAGUGGAAUGUGGUGAGGGAGCAUUGUUUUCUGGUGAGAAGGGCAAUCUCGCGAGUGCAGCUGCUCAAGGGCAUCUGCACCAUCUUCUUCCCACCCCAUUCAAAAACUUUACACCCACUUUGAACGUGGAUUGUACAUUACUGCUCGCCCUAGUAUCGGAUCUCUCGCACCUUAAAAACAUAGCACCUUCACCAGCCUAUCAUAAGGCCAUCAUCCGACAACUCGAGUUUGAGCGUGAACGACCCUUGCUGACCACAGAACUCUGGCCAGCAAUGAAUGAACAUGUUCUAGUAUGCACCGACGAGGCCGCAAAACGUAUGCGUGAGAUCGUUGAUACCAUCGGCACCGACACCGAAAAGAGACGAACAGAAAUAUUAUUCGGUGACCCUCCAUCUGAUAGUCGGGAGGCAAAGUCUGUCAUUCAAGUAUUUCAGGAAAUGUCUGAUUAUGAGAUACCGCCACAGUUGAAGAUGCCAGUUAAGGUGGUCGAAGCCAAGCCGGUUAUUGAUUCAGCGAUAGAACAAGGCAAACUUCCUCCGGUCUCGCACAAAGUGGCAGAGAUUCUGUCCGACAUCAACCACAGCGUAUUCUUUUAUGGAUGGGUUACCGGUAUCACAACCAUAUCGAGCAAUCGCACCGUGGUUAAGCAGAUCGAGACGAUUAUUGAACAGUAUAGAAAUGGCGACGAAGACUUGGAGGGGCCGAAGAUUUGGGUAUGUGAUACAGCCAGGAGCUUGAUUGGUAAAGAAAAGGGCCGGAAAGACUAGAGAAUCUGUUGUUGGACCGAUAAAAUAUUUAAGGAUGGCUCGAUAGAGACGAGACCAGCCUUUCUAUCAGCAAUCGACUCAAUACCAGGCAAGUUUGCCAUUUUACUUGCCGAGCAGGUAC
This is a messenger RNA of Aspergillus alliaceus, 1739 nucleotides long. RefSeq lists its product as uncharacterized. NCBI's taxonomy places the organism in Eukaryota, Fungi, Ascomycota, Eurotiomycetes, Eurotiales, Aspergillaceae. The transcript has a single exon. Bases 26 to 1618 code for a protein of 530 amino acids. The record is from RefSeq and is a predicted model, not a curated record.